UACGCCUCCACGGAGCUUCUCUACUCUUUGCAGUUUCCAGAUGCAGGCACAGAAACUCCAAGAAACAAGUACUAGUUCAAUGUGAGAAUUAAGAUCAAGGAUUACAGUUUUCUGCGUGGAACUGGAAGGUUGGCUUCACAUUUUUAUCAUGAAAGAGAAACUUCUUAAGUUUUUCUGCCUCAUGCCAGAACACUAAAUUGAUUCCUUUUUGUUGGUUCUAGUACUGGUAUUAUUAUUUAACUUUAUUCCAAAGUUUGGACUCAUGGACUGAUCAGAAGUUUUCACAUCUUGGAAUAAUGAGUGACUCCUCCUGGAUUCAUUUUUAUAUGGGGAUUUAACAGUUGUUUUUAGAAAAGACUGUAUAUGGUACAUUUUCCAAAAGCUAUGGAAUUUUCUUUGCGAAUUAACCUUUUUGCAGCUUUUGUCUCAUGCAUUAAGGUUUAUGCUCAAGUGGUACAACCUGUGAAGCAUCCAGGCCUGCAGGUGUUGGCCACGGCCUCACAUUAUUGGCCUCUCGAUGCUGUGGACGGAAUCCAUGAACUGUGGGACCAGAUUGGAAACAGACCAGGUUAUGUUAACGGAAGCAACAUAACACUCAGAAUCCACAACCACACUGUGCUCCCCUCCUCCCAUAACUCUUCCUAUGUGUAUACCAAUGACUCUGCCUACACUAACAUUUCUGCAACAGUAGACAUUGUUGAAGGAAUGGUUAACAAGGGCAUCUUUCUGAAUGGAGAUAACGGUGGUACCUUCCUCCACUUUGGAAACUACCAGAACUCUUGCAUUAGUGAUCCUACUUUGUGCGGUCCUGACGGGAUUACCUUCUCCUUUUUCUGGAAAAACCAUGAGGCAGAGUCCCGCUUUGCUGUUGCCUCUGGAGGGAAAGUUAUCUCCAAUGGCUUCUCUGUCUACACCAAUCCCUUUGGAGGAUAUGUGGAGUUUUACACUCGAGGCAACAACCACAGAUGGAAGGCCAACAUCAGAGUUCCAGGGCCUUUCUGGACGCACAUUCUCUUCACAUGGACAAAAAAGGCUGGUCUGAAGGUCUACAUCAAUGGGACUUUCACUGUCAGUGACCCUGCUGGCAAUGUCUCAGAGAACUAUGGAGACCCCUACCCUGACCUUGUCAUUGGAACUGGCAACGACAGGGCGUACGGUCACUACGUAACAGGCGCUUUUGACGAGUUUGUGAUCUGGGAAAGGGCCCUUUCUGCUGAUGAGAUUAGGCUCUACUACAGUGCCGCCAUAGGUGAAGCCAUUGCCUCUGCCACGACACCCAGAUUCUCCAAAGAGGUCACUUCAACGACGCCAACAGUCAGAGCCACUGAAGUGAGUCCUCCUGUCGUCAGCAGUCAGAGCGAGGAUGUCCAAAGCUCCCAGGACCCGGAGUCCAUGCCAGUGUUGGGCUUCCUGAAGGCUCUGCCCAAUAGGACCAUUCCUCACAACACUGCCAACAACCUCACACAGGCUUUUCUCAAAAGUGUGGAAGAAGUGCUGUCCUCUCCAGGGCUGCCAGAGCAGUCCACCCCUGUGGUCAGCGGUCUGAUCGAGACCGUGGACAGAGUGAUGGAACACAUGGUGACUAACCUGGAGCCCAGCCCGAACUCUCUCAUCUCCCUGGGUGGAACAUCUUUUGUUGCAGAUUACUCUUUGAUGAAACUCCCACUGAACUACAACCUGCCGCAUUAUCGCUUCCCCACACAGGGCAAGAACUACAUCUCUGUGCCAGGGGAGGCUUUCACCAUGCAGUCUCAAACCACGAUCGUUGGCCUCUUCUACCACAACAUGCACAACUACUACAAUGAGAUCAGCCCUGUUAAGACCAGGAUUAACGAAGCAGCCGAUUUCAAGGAUCACAAGAUCCAGGUAGCAAGCUGUCUAAUCUCUCUGAAAGUGGAGCCUUCACCAGCCUUGUCAAUCAACCUCUCAGGAGCACCACUCAUCAAGAUCGUCCUCACCCACGUCCUGACUAAAGAACAGCAGGACCAAGUACUAAAUCAGAGCAAUAAAGUCUUCCUCUACUGUGCCUUCUUGGACUACAGUUCAAAUGAGGGAGUGUGGUCCAACGAAGGUUGUGUGCGCUCAGAUGGAAACAUGACGUACUCUGUAUGUCUGUGCAACCACCUCACCAAUUUUGCCAUCCUUAUGCAAGUAGUGCCCUUAAAGCUCACUACUGGCCACCGGGUGGCACUAUCAGCCAUUGGUUAUGUUGGCUGCUCAAUUUCCAUCUUCUGUCUUGCCAUCACUCUGGUCACCUUUGCAGUCCUGUCGUCAGUGAGUACCAUCCGUAACCAGCGCUACCACAUCCACGCCAACCUGUCCUUCGCCAUCCUGGUGGCCGAGAUCUUACUGCUCAUCAGCGCUCGCUUCGACCCGGGCACGCUGCCUUGUAAGGUAAUGGCUAUCCUGCUCCACUUCUUCUUCCUGAGCGCCUUCGCCUGGAUGCUGGUGGAGGGCCUCCACCUCUACAGUAUGGUGGUGAAGGUGUUCGGCUCCGAGGGCAGCAAACACUUCUACUACUAUGGCAUUGGCUGGGGCUCUCCUUUGGUAAUAUGCGUGGUGUCCAUUACAUCAGCUCUGGACAGUUACGGCGAGGUUGACAACUGCUGGCUGUCAAUGAAGAAUGGAGCCAUCUGGGCGUUUGUGGCACCGGCUCUGUUUGUCAUUUUGGUGAACAUAGGCAUUCUGAUAUCUGUGACCAGGAUCAUAUCUCGCAUCAGUGGAGAGAAUUACAAGGUUCAUGGAGAUGCCAAUGCAGUCAAGCUGACUGCAAAGGCAGUAGCUGUGCUCUUGCCUAUACUCGGCAUUUCCUGGAUCUUUGGUGUUCUUGCUGUCAACACACACUCUUUGCCAUUCCUAUAUAUCUUUGCUGUGUUCAACUCAUUACAAGGGUUCUUUGUUUUCUUAUUUCACUGUCUUCUCAACUCUGAGGUCAGAGCUGCUUUCAAACACAAAACCAAGGUGUGGUCUCUGACCAGCAGCUCCAUCCGAAACAUCAAUGUGAAGCCCUUCAACUCUGACAUUAUGAAUGGAAACAAGGAGGGCGUGAAUCCCACCAAGAUGAACACAUGGGACAAAAGCACCAACUCAGCCAAUCGUAUCGACCUCUCCGCAGUGUAGAACCACAGAUCACCAUUUCUGUCUGUGGCAGGAGAGCAAUCUGAAGCUCACUAGUGUAGAACGACAAACACUGGCCAGAGCAUUCUCCCACUAUGUUAUGUAAUGAAUUGGAUUCUCAUCCAUUGAAGAGAAAGUGCUGCCAAAUGAGGUGUUGUGUGACUGAAUAAUAACUUUGCAUUUAAAGACAAACAGACUCUAAGGACUGUGCCUGAUUACUGUGUCAUAAAAACAUUUUGUGUUCCCAAAAUCAAGAGCAGGGAUCUCUGAGGAGAAGGUCAGUGAAGUGACAGAGUCUUAAGAUCCAUGAGGGUAAUUCAGGGUCUGGCAAUGACGCUCUCUGUAGUGGAGCGUCUCAGUUGUCUGCUGCCUCGUCCAUCUGUAUAUUGCAGUUGAUUUACUGGUUGGCCAGAGUUUAUUUAAGGGAAUAUUUCAUUUAGGAAUUUCACUUGUUUGGUCUCUUGCCAAGAGUUGCAUGUGAAGACUGAACCCACUUGUCAUGUCUACAUGGUAAAUAUGAAGCUAACGCCAGCAGCUAGUUCACUUAGCUUAGCACAAAGACUGGAAACAGCUGGUCUGGCACUGUCCAUAGGUAACAAAACCUGCCUACCACCACCUCCAAAGCUCAGUAGUUAAUGUGUAAUAUUGCCUUUGUUUAAUCUAUAAAAAAAAAAAAAGCGUAAA
Molecule: messenger RNA, 3801 nt
Organism: Seriola dumerili (greater amberjack)
Lineage: Eukaryota; Metazoa; Chordata; Actinopteri; Carangiformes; Carangidae
Gene: adgrd1
Product: adhesion G protein-coupled receptor D1
Exons: 26
Coding region: 364-3120 (918 amino acids)
Biological process (GO): cell surface receptor signaling pathway; adenylate cyclase-activating G protein-coupled receptor signaling pathway
Cellular component (GO): membrane
Molecular function (GO): G protein-coupled receptor activity
Source: RefSeq, a predicted model, not a curated record